Messenger RNA from Lagopus leucura (white-tailed ptarmigan), 3805 nucleotides. It is a transcript of the gene KCNK5, whose product is annotated as potassium two pore domain channel subfamily K member 5. The transcript is spliced from 5 exons. NCBI's taxonomy places the organism in Eukaryota, Metazoa, Chordata, Aves, Galliformes, Phasianidae. Bases 1 to 1455 code for a protein of 484 amino acids. Gene Ontology annotation, molecular function: potassium ion leak channel activity. Gene Ontology annotation, cellular component: membrane. Gene Ontology annotation, biological process: potassium ion transmembrane transport; stabilization of membrane potential. The record is from RefSeq and is a predicted model, not a curated record.
AUGGUGGACAGGGGCCCCUUGCUGACCUCGGCCAUCAUCUUCUACCUGUCCAUCGGGGCGGCGAUCUUCGAGGUGCUUGAGGAGCCGCACUGGCGCUCGGCUACCGACGACUACAAACGGCAGAAGACGGAGCUACUCAAGCAGUUCCCCUGCCUGGGCCAGGAGGGGCUGGACAAGAUCCUGCAGGUUGUAUCAAAUGCUGCUGAUCAGGGAGUUGCCAUCACUGGGAACAACACUUUCAACAACUGGAACUGGCCUAAUGCUGUGAUCUUUGCUGCUACUGUAAUCACUACGAUCGGUUACGGAAAUGUUUCUCCAAAGACACCCUCUGGGCGUCUCUUUUGCAUAUUUUAUGGGCUCUUUGGAGUUCCUCUGUGCUUGACGUGGAUCAGUGCUCUGGGGAAGUUCUUUGGAGGACGUGCCAAGAGGCUAGGCCAAUUUCUGACAAAAAGAGGAGUAAGCCUGAGGAAAGCACAAAUUACAUGCACAGCUAUUUUCAUUGUUUGGGGUGUCUUGGUCCAUCUGGUUAUUCCUCCUUUCGUCUUUAUGGUGACUGAAGGAUGGGAUUACAUUGAAGGUCUCUAUUACUCGUUCAUUACUAUCACUACCAUAGGAUUUGGAGAUUUUGUUGCUGGUGUAAAUCCAGAUGCAAACUAUCAUGCCCUUUACAGAUACUUUGUGGAAUUGUGGAUCUAUCUGGGACUAGCUUGGCUUUCACUCUUUGUCAACUGGAAGGUCAGUAUGUUUGUAGAAGUCCACAAAGCAAUCAAGAAACGGAGAAAAAAAAGAAAGGAGUCAUUUGACAACCAUCCUCGGUCUAAAAAACCCCUUCAAAUGGGUACCUCAAAGGAUGUGAACAUUUUCAGCUUCCUUUCGAAAAAGGAAGAGACGUACAAUGAUCUUAUCAAGCAAAUUGGAAAGAAGGCCCUGAAGACAAACAAUGACAAGAUUAUUAAAGUAGAAAACACCAAACAAAAUAUGCAGAAUGCCAUUAAAGAUGCUCAGGUGACUUACACAAAGUCAGAGUCAUUUGAGUAUGAUGAGUCUUCCCUGGACAUUCAAAAUGGUCAUGUUUUGAGACAUCUGCAUGAUAAACGUAUUGGAGACAGUCCUAUUGAAGGAAACAUGUUUGUAAACCAGCUGGACAGGAUAAGUGAAGAAGAAGGUGAAGUAUGGGAUUCCAGAGACUAUCGACCCUUAAUAUUUGAGAAUGCAAAUAUAACAUUUGUAAAUGAGGAUGAUGAUGAAGAGGAAGAUAUCUCAGAUGAUGAGGAAACUUCAAAAUCCUCAAUGGAUGAUAAUAUUGUAGAGGAACCUGAAAUUGCAAAAAACCUAGUAAAAUUCCCAUCGUCUGAUGAAUCUACCUUUACCAACAAUGAGCUAGAACUUUCUGUGCCUUAUGAACAACUAAUGAAUGAAUAUAAUACAGUAAGCAAUGCAAAGACUGCAACGUGAAGUGAACUUAGUAGUGGUUUUCUGAAAAUGAUCAAUGCAUAUCGAAGAAAUUAACAGAGCAAGGAGAAAAGCUUGUUUUUGCAGCUUUUCCUGUCUCUUUGAAAACAAAAGCAAGUCCCAAACUAAUAACCUGCAGUGUCCUUUUUCCUAUAUUAAGUUGGUUUCUGAGCCCAUCUGCUAUGUUUAUCUGAAAAAACUUGUAAAAUACCAGUUGAAUUAGGAGUCUGACUCCUUCUUGGAAUUUUAUGGUUCUCAAACAAAGUAGACAAAAAAAGACUAGUUAAUACACUGGACCUGCUCUGCGUUUAUGCAUUUCAUUGAGGAAUUAAUUAGUUUGGGAGUGUAACUACACAGUUGCAAAGAGUUUGUUUCAGGCAUCAAAUGUGUUCGGUUACUCCACUAGCCCUUCACCUCUGAAAACCUGGAUCUAAGUAACGCUUUGAUCAGAAAUGGAAGCAAGAGGUUUGCUUUUUAAAAAAGGUACUCGUUGUUACCACAAAAAAAUGGUGAAACCACAAGUUGUUCUUGAUGAGAAACUUUAAAUGGAACACUAGAGACGAACAGAUCUGAGCUGAGGUGUGCUGGCAGACUGAGGAGGAAGCUUUAAAACAUCUGUCUAGAAUAUGUCUGUGCUUGCCAAAUUAUAAUGAAUUGCAAUUUUGUGAAUAAAAUAUUAAUAUUUAAAAUUCCAUGGAAUGGAUUGAGAAGGAGCUCUCUAACAAGGAAGAAAUAUCUGGGAUGAAGCUUACCAAUUGGGCUGCUAAACUACAACUCAGCCCCAGAACUGUUGAAGAGUAAGGAGACUGGAGGACCUACUGAUCAAAGCCUGUAGGAGCACAAACAAGAUGCAACUUUUUAAUGUUGAAAGUGUCCUUCCACUGUCCAUUUCCUAGAGGAAAUACUUGAAUGAACUUUAUACAGUAUCUAUGUGUGUGCAGUUGAAGUUUCAGUGAUGCUGUUCGUCUGAGGGUAAAAAAUUGCCUUUGGAGACACAGAUAUUCUCCAAACGCCCUAAUGCCUGUCAGAAUAGACCUGUAGCACUACUGCUGAACUGUGCAGUGUGUUAGUCAGUAUUGUUAUUUGAUGUUCCUCCCAGCCUUGGUACUUCAGACUAGACUUGAAUGAGAGAUGAUUUUUGAAACAGUUGAUUAUAAUUUGCUUAUUCGAUUUGUUUUAAAGCUUGACCUAUGUGCAUAUGCAAUGGUUAUUCUAUCCUACUUUCAAGAAGGCUGAACAACGUCAAAUCCUGUGCAAAACUGUGAUAUGAUCAAGUGACUUGAGAACUUAAGUCACUUUUUAAAUGGGACUUUGGCUCUAAACUCCUGAAAGUAAUUUGGGUUGGAAAUGGGCUUUUAACUGAGAAGGACUUAUCUCUUUUAAUAAUGUUUAAGCCCAAAUUAUUUUGACUACAAAGAAAAUUAUACCAUGGUUUUUUAUUUUUCUUUCAUUUUCUGUACCAUGCAUUAACCCUGACAGCUCUCACAAACAUGGUUCUUGAUUGCAUGCUGUCAAAAAGAACUGACUAUGGUUAUAUCUGAUAUACUUGGAACAGAAAAUAGCCAAGGCCUUUGAAUAUGACUUGAGUAUGUCAAGUUCUGUUAUUUUGUAUAGUUUCACUGUAUUUAUGUUGUUGCUCUAUGUCCUGAAGUUUUCAAAGUUCAGUGAACAGUUAAAGGUUGUCUCAUUCUCAUUUUCAGUGUAAUGCUGGCAGACUUGCUAGCUUUGCAAGAAAAGCGUAUGGAAUCUUGCAGUGCUAAUCUUUAAUUACUAGACUUUUGUAAUAACUGCGAAUAUUGGCUGCAGCUUCAAUUGCUGGCCACUCCUUUGGAAACUGGCACUCUGGAUAUCCUGCUGACAAGAAGUUUUGAAGUCAUGACUGUGAAACAAGGGACUGUCUUUCUCUUUUAUUCUGUCUUUAAUCUUCCAUGUAUAUGAGAUUUCUUAAAUAGAAAGUGAACUGUCUUACUGACAAAAAUGUGGCAUCAGUGUAGUUGGAGUCAGAUGUUAAUGUGUAUUUGAUUGGUGAAGGGAGAUUGUAAUUUCAAAUCCAACUGUAUAUGUUAUUGCCAUUUGGAGUAGGGGUGGCUGGAUGAAUUUGACUUGUGCUAUCAAGAAGAUUCUGGUUUAAUUCUAAUUGACUCCCCCACCAUGUACACACCUCUGCAUUGUUUUUAAAUGACUCCAAGCCCUCCUUCAACUUCUUUUAUAUCUGAAGGAGCGUGGUUGACAGCUGUACCUUGUAGCUGUAAGAUAUGUUAGGUAAGAAGGCAUACCUGGUACAGCAGCAAGUCUAGCCUUUUUUUUUUUUUUUUUUUUUUUUUUUUUUUCUUUUUUUUAAGAAAAUUAGAAA